UAGAAUGAGGCUGUAACGUAACAAACUAUGGAAGCAGGCAAGGGGUCUGAAUACUUUCCGAAGGCACUGUAUUAUCAUAAUUUUAUAAAUCCUGAGCCCUUCUCUGAUGGAUUAGAAAGCUAAUUUUUCCCCCACUGUGUUUGGGUUAGUAAUCAUUGGUAGAGUGUCUCUAUUUUCCCUCAGUAUGCAUUUUUUCACUAUUCUGAAUGUCUAAAGAAUCCAUAUGUUCAGAAAUAUUAACACAGAAAUACUGGACAUUGUACUGGACAACUCUUAUGGUGGUGAGUUGACAAAAUGACCUGAUACCAUGCUAGUGUCAACAGAGAUACAGUACUAGUAACCUGAUACCAUGCUCGUGUCAACAGAGAUACAGUACUAGUAACCUGAUACCUUGCUAGUGUCAGAGAUAUUAGUAACCUGAUACCAUGCUAGUGUCAACAGAGAUACAGUACUAGUAACCUGAUACCAUGCUAGUGUCAACAGAGAUACAGUACUAGUAACCUGAUACAUGCUACUGUCAACAGAGAUACAGUACUAGUAACCUGACACCAUGCUACUGUCAACAGAGAUACAGUACUAGUAACCUGAAUAGCUGUGGUGAUAUUGUCUUUAAAGACUCUACUGCGACAUCCAUGUUUUUCUUUGUGUCAUUUGUUCAUAAAUAAAAUUGACCACAAAGGGUUCAUACUUUCACAGUUUAGCUCCAAAAUUUCACUGUGCCAAUCUAAGAUCUUUAAGGGGAACACGUUCUGAUGGGGAGGUGUUGUGUGAUGGAACACCGGCCCUCAGGCGUCAUCAUGGACAUUGGUUGAUGUAUCAGACAUCUCAUUGUUGACCACCACCGGCUCGUUCCAUGUAAUUAACUAUAUAUGGGGCUAGUGGCUAGCUAGACGUUACGUUCCCCAGUUUCUGUGUUGUGGGUUUGUUUGUAUGUAUGUGUUUCAGGAUGGCUUCCUGAAGCCCAAAGCAGCUGAUUGGUCGACCCCAUCGAUAAUUGGAGCUCUGACCCCGCCCUCUCAUCAAAGGAUACAGCUGUCUUCAAUUACAGACUCCUUCUGCAUUUUUACAAGCCAGUGUUCCUUUGUUAGGAGGGGGAGCUUCUUGGGGGGACGGGGAAGACACCUUGGGAGUGCUUAGGCAAGAGGACUGCGUGUAUACAUACCCAUAGUAUGUACUUUGUCUAUGCACACUAGAUCGUAUAACAGAGGUGAAUACCAAUGUCUACGUCACCAGCUUUGGCCCAGUUUCAGAUACAGACAUGGAAUACACCAUAGACGUGUUCUUCCGGCAAAGCUGGAAAGACGAGAGGUUAAAAUUCGACGGGCCCAUGAACAUACUGCGGCUGAACAACUUGAUGGCCAGUAAAAUAUGGACGCCAGACACGUUCUUCCACAAUGGGAAGAAGUCAGUGGCUCACAACAUGACCAUGCCCAAUAAACUACUGAGGAUUCAAGACGAUGGCACCCUGCUUUACACCAUGAGGUUGACGGUUCACGCAGAGUGUCCGAUGCAUCUGGAGGACUUCCCCAUGGACUUCCACUCAUGUCCCCUGAAGUUUGGCAGCUAUGCCUAUACAAUGUCAGAGGUGACUUACGUCUGGACUAGUAAGGCUGCCGACUCUGUGGUGGUGGAAGGAGAGAGCUCCCGUUUGAACCAGUACGACCUUCUCGGCCAAACAGUGGGCCAAGAAACCAUCAAGUCCAGCACAGGCGAAUACACUGUCAUGACGGCACAUUUCCAUUUGAAGCGGAAGAUUGGAUACUUUGUGAUCCAGACCUAUCUACCAUGCAUUAUGACCGUUAUCCUCUCCCAAGUGUCCUUCUGGCUGAACAGAGAGUCCGUGCCAGCUAGGACUGUGUUUGGUGUAACCACUGUCCUGACAAUGACCACCCUGAGUAUAAGUGCUCGUAACUCCCUCCCCAAGGUGGCCUACGCCACGGCCAUGGAUUGGUUCAUCGCUGUCUGCUACGCCUUUGUCUUCUCUGCCCUCAUCGAGUUUGCCACCGUCAACUACUUCACAAAGCGCAGCUGGGCCUGGGAUGGGAAGAGCAUUGUGAAUGACAAGAAAAAAGAGAAGCCGUCCACCAUGAAGAAGAACAACGCGUAUGCCGUGGCGGUGGCCAACUAUGCGCCCAACAUCACCAAGGACUCUGGGUUGUCCACCAUCGCCAAGGGCGGCGCCGUUGACCCCAACAUGGCGGUUGGCAAGGUGGGUGGCAAAACGGACCCAAAGAAGACUUUCAACAGUGUGAGCAAAAUCGAUAGGAUUUCAAGGAUUAUGUUCCCUGUCCUGUUUAGCAGCUUCAAUUUAGUCUACUGGGCCACGUACCUAAACAGAGAACCGUAUAUAAAGGAUAUGGUGCCCUCAACCUAGAGGUCUCUCCCUUCUGCAUUGUAAUACAUCUGAAUUACGGAACUAAAAUACUCACCAAAUAUAACCAGUAUCUGCUAACUCUUGGUUUGUUGGUACAAGACAGACAAGCCCUGGAUUGCUUUCUCUCCCCCUGUGUCCUGUUUUUUCUACACCACAUUCUGCAGUGCUUUUGGAAACAACUGCUUUUGUAAAUAUAGAUGUAUUUAUAGUCAUGACUUGUGUUUGGUUAUGUAAAUCAUUGAACAAUACAUUUCUCUUAUGGUUUUAUUGACCAGUGAUGUUUACAUGUUUGAAAAGUCUACGAUAGGAACCUUGAGAUGUUUAUUUGCAGAAUCGAGAGAUUUAAGUCAAAACGUUGUUUUUUUUUAUAGUUUAAAAAAUAUAUUUCUUAUGUUAACUUUUUUUUUGUGGGCUAACAAGUUAAUGUUUCUCAUUAACCAGGGAUUUCUCAUUUAUGGUAUGACGUUAUCUUUUUCUAUACAAGCCAAUGCAAAAAAAGAGUUAUCUUUUUUUUAAUGCUUUUGUUGUAUUGCAAUGUAACUUAUUAUUGUUAAACAAAACAUCAACAUAAGCAAAACAAACCAUACUGUGUAAUAAUGUUUCAAGUUGAUUAUUAUCAUUUUUAUUUUAUUUAUACAUACUACGUCGAAGGCAGGUGCCAUCUUCCUCACACAAAACAGCACUGAACUGUGCAAAAGAAAGACCACGAGUGUCACGGUCGUCCUCCUCUUCAUCUGAAGAGGAGAGGCGAGAUGGAUCGGAGGACCAAAAU
Messenger RNA from Oncorhynchus tshawytscha (Chinook salmon), 3146 nucleotides. Its product is annotated as gamma-aminobutyric acid receptor subunit alpha-2. The transcript is spliced from 9 exons. Gene Ontology annotation, biological process: gamma-aminobutyric acid signaling pathway; monoatomic ion transmembrane transport; nervous system process. Gene Ontology annotation, cellular component: dendrite membrane; synapse; neuron projection. Lineage: Eukaryota; Metazoa; Chordata; Actinopteri; Salmoniformes; Salmonidae. Bases 1259 to 2374 code for a protein of 371 amino acids. The record is from RefSeq and is a predicted model, not a curated record. Gene Ontology annotation, molecular function: inhibitory extracellular ligand-gated monoatomic ion channel activity; benzodiazepine receptor activity; GABA-A receptor activity.